Messenger RNA from Paramecium primaurelia, 1239 nucleotides. Lineage: Eukaryota; Ciliophora; Oligohymenophorea; Peniculida; Parameciidae. The record is from the annotation of a GenBank genome assembly.
AUGUUUAUUUCUAGAGGUUGUGGAGUUUAUGAUGAAAAUGAAUAACAAAAUGGAUUUUGGGUAUAAUUAAAAAGAAAUCAAAUGAAGUAUCAAUCGUUUAAUCAUUUUUUAGUUAAUACCAUCAUGCUAAGAGUCUUGGGCAAUAUGUCCAUGGAAUUAAGGUAGGCACUUGGAAUAUAUUCUUUGGAAACUAAUUUGUGUAUAAAUUAAUUUAAAUUAAGUGGCAAAGGUGCUUAUAAUGAAGAGGGAAAAAAGUAUGGGGAUUGGAUUAAAUUAUCCAAUUAUUCUUAAUUUGAUAAAAGGAAUUUGAAUGGCAAUCCUAUAUUACAUAAAUUAGUUACUUUUGUUGGAGAAUAUACUAAUGGUAAAAAGUCAGGAUAGUGGUAAAUCAAAUAAGGAAAUAUAAUAAUGUAAAUUUUAAAAUAAAUUUAUAAGUGGAGGUGGUUUAUACGAUGAUAUGGGUUAUAAAAAUGGAAAAUGGAAAGAAUUAAGCAACUUUAAAUUGUAUUAUAAUAUAUAAUCAAAUAAGACCAUUUUUUGUAAUUUAAAUAGGAGAAUAUAACAAAGGAUUUAAAUAAGGUAGAUGGGAAAUCUUAUUAAACAAAAAUUAAGGUUUAGAAAAAAUGUACAUAAUUAUUUCACCUAAUAUUUAGUGGUGGGGGUAUAUAUGAUACUUAAGGGAUGAAACAUGGAAAAUGGAUUUCUUUACAUGAUAAUUUUAAUCAGUAUAAAAAAUCAGUAUUUUAGUAAUUGUAAAGUCUUAGAUAUUGGAUAAUAUGAUCAUGGAAUUAAAUAAGGGAGAUGGGAUAUAAAGACUAUUAAAUACUAUGAGCAUGAUGUUCUCACAUAUUACUUUUGGCCUAAAGAUACAUUUUACAUAAUGUCUUAUUUUAUUUAAUAGUAUAUUAGAGCUGGCGGUAAUUACUAAAAUGGAGAAAAAAAUGGAAAAUGGAUUGACUUAGAUGAAAAUUAUAAUUAUCAUAAUCAAAUAUUAUAUGAAGGAGAAUUUUACAAAGAUUUAAAAUAAGGAAAAUGGGAUAUGAUGAAGCAUCAUAAUUCAUUUAUAAACAGAAUGUAAUUUAAUUUAACAUAAAUAGAGGUGGUGGUUAAUAUAAUUAAGAUGGAUUAAAACAUCUGAAGUGGAUUGAAUUGGAUAAAAAUAGAUAAAAGAAACUAAUACUUGUUGAAUACUAAAAUGGAAUUAAAAUAUGUAUUGAAAGCAUGUAAACAGUCAUUUGA